GUGAACUUCCACAAUGCCAGUUUCAAGUCAACUGUAGAGAAAUGAGGCGUUGAAGCCUCCUUAAACUGGAUUACUAUUGUAUCACUUAUCAUGUUUCCUUACCUGUCAGAUUAGUUUUGGAUUAUCAAAAGGAUUACAUCGGAUCCUUCCAAACUCUGACCCACAAUGUCUUACGAUUCCAAUGAGAUGGAGGAGAGAUCAGAGGAAACAGAUGCUGAGUUUGUGGACAGAUUCAGGGCCAAGCUGAUUCAAAAGGUUACCAUGGUAAUGGCCAUAGCAGAUGACCUGUUCCAGAGGGGUAUGAUGCAUAGAGAGAUGUAUGAUACAACCAGAGACACCAAGCCCAGUCAGAACCAGAUGAGGGAGCUGUACAAAUUCUUAGACUCUGGGGGAGUUAAAGUCAAAUCAGCCUUCUACAGAAUCCUGCAGGAGAAAGAGCCUUAUUUACUCCAGGAACUGGGUGGAUGGACUAGGAGCCCUGGGGAGAGGAAAGAUGCCAUCACACAGAAAGUUAAAGAGAAACUUAAAACCAGUCUAAAGAAGACGUUUUGUUUCCUGUGUGAAGGCACUGCAGAUGAAAAAACUAGCCUUGACAGCAUUUACACCCAGCUCUACAUCACCCAGGGAGAGAGUGAAGGGGUUAAUACAGAACAUGAGGUUAGACAGAUUGAAUAUAAAUCCAUGAAAAGAAACACAUCAGACACUCCAAUUAACUUUAAUGACAUCUUUAAACCCUCACCUGGAGAGGAGAGUGAAGAGGAGAGAACCAUCAGAACCGUCAUGACAAAGGGCAUCGCUGGAAUCGGAAAAACAGUCACAGUGCAGAAGUUCAUCCUGGACUGGACAGAGGGGAGAGCCAAUCAGGAUUUGGAUUUCAUUUUUGUGCUUCCUUUCAGAGAACUGAAUUUGGUUCAUAAACUCCAAUACAGUCUUCAAGGACUUCUGAAUUACUUCCACCCUGAACUUGGAGAAAUAAAGGAUGCACAGAAAUAUGCUGACUGUAAAGUAAUGUUCAUCUUUGAUGGUCUGGAUGAAAGCAGAUUACCAUUAGAUUUUAAUCACAACUUGAUGCUGAGUGAUCUUAAUGAGACAUCAUCAGUUGACAGGUUGAUGACAAAUCUCAUUAGUGGCAAACUGAUCCCCAAAGCUCUCAUAUGGAUAACCUCCAGACCAGCAGCAGCCAAUCAGAUCCCUCGUAAGUACAUCAGCAAGGUGACAGAAGUACGAGGGUUCAGUGACAAACAGAAAGAACAGUACUUUUGGAAGAAUAUCCAGGAUGAGAACCGGGCCAGGAGAAUCAUCUCACACAUUAAAACAUCAAGAAGCCUCCACAUCAUGUGUCACAUACCAGUCUUCUGUUGGAUUACUGCCAGGGUUCUUCAGCACAUGAUGACUGAAGGAAAGAGUGGAGAUAUCACAACUCUGACUGAGAUGUACACUCACCUCACACUCAUUCUGACAAAUCUGAAAAGCACAAAGUAUGAUGGCAAAAUUGAGGAUGAUUUGGUCACAAUCACAGAAAGAAAUAAAGACAUAAUUAUCAAACUGGCACAGCUGGCAUUUAAACAGCUGAUGAAGGGAAACGUCAUUUUCUAUGAGAAAGACCUGGAAGAAUGUGGUAUUGAUUUCAGUGAAGCCUCGGUGUACUCUGGGUUUUGCACAGAAAUCCUGAAAGAAGAGUUUGGGUUGUAUAAGAAGAAGGUGUACUGCUUUGUUCACCUGAGCUUCCAGGAGUUCCUUGCUGCUCUUUAUGUGUUCCACUGCUGUGUGACCAAGAACAUCAAGGACCUGAAGUAUUUAAUUAAAUAUGUGUCUUCAGAACUGCCCUUUCAUCAGCUGCUGAAGAGGAUAGUGGAUAAAACAUUAGAGAGUGAGAAUGGACACCUGGACCUGUUCCUCCGCUUCCUAGUUGGCAUCACACUGGAGUCCAACCAGAGACUGUUACAAGGAAUACUGCCACAGACAGAGAUCAGCUCAGAGACUGUUGAUGAAAUAAAGAAAUACCUCAGGGAGCCGAAUGUAGAGCAAGUCUCACCUGACAGCUACAUCAAUCUACUAACCUGUUUGACUGAGAUGAAAGAUGAUUCAGUACAUGAGGACAUUGACAAGUUCCUGAAGUCAAAAAACCAAACAGGACUCUCAGAUACACACUUCUCAGCAUUGGCCAACGCACUGCUGAUGUCAAAGGGUGUGCUGGAUGAGAUUGACUUAAGGACAUACAACUUGUUACCUGGAUUUAUAAGUCUGUUCCCAGCUGUCAGGAAAUACAGAAAGGCAAUACUGGUUGGCUAUCAGUUAUUUAAAGAGGAAUAUGAAUCAGUGGCCUCCAUUCUCCAAUCAGAAGAUUCACAUCUGAGAGAACUGCACCUGAAAGACAGCGUUUUUGCUUAUAAUUUCAAAUUUGAGGAUGAUGUUGUGGAUGAUUAUGAUGAAGACAUCAGUCUGACUGUUCUCUGUGCUGCUCUGAAACAUUCACACUGUAAACUGGAGACACUGAGACUGGGUAACUUCAGACUCUCUGAGGUCGACUGUAGAUCACUGGCAUCUGUUCUUCAAUCAGAAAACUCACCUCUGAGAGAACUGGACCUGAGGAACUGGAUGCUGUCUGAUGAUAGGAGUGAACUCUUUACAGCUCUGAAAAAUACACACUGUAAACUACAGUGUCUGAGGCUGAAUAGGUGUUAUCUGACAGAGAGAUGUUGUGAAACAUUGGCCUCAGCUCUCAGUUCAAACUCCUCUCACCUGAAAGAGUUGGAUCUGAGUAACAAUGACCUGCUGGACUCUGGGGUGAUGCUGCUCUCUGUGGGACUGAGACAUCAUUACUGUAAAGUGGAAAAACUAAGGCUGUCAUUCUGUAGAGUCACAGAGGAAGGCUGUGCUUCUCUGGCUUCAGCUCUGUGGUCAAAUCCCUCCCACCUGAGAGAACUGGACCUGAGCUUCAAUCACCCAGGAGACUCUGGAGUGAGGAUGCUCUCUGGUAGACUGGAGGAUCCUGACUGUAGACUGGAGAAACUGAAUGUGGACCAUAAUGAAGAGAUCUGGGUGAACCCAAAGCUGAUGAAGGAAUAUUACUGUCAUCUCACUCUGGACCCAAACACAGCAAACAGAAAACUCUUCCUGUCUGAGGGGAACCGAAGAGUGGAGAAGGUGAAAGAGGAGCAGCCGUAUCCUGAUCACCCAGACAGAUUUGACUAUAUGAUCUAUAUGUUGUGUAGAGAGGGUCUGACCGGACGCCGUUACUGGGAGGUGGAGAGGAGUAGGAUACAAAUGGCAGUGACAUAUAAAGACAUCAGGAGAAAAGGAAAAAGUGAUGCCUGUGCGUUUGGAUUCAAUGACAAGUCCUGGAGCCUGGUGAUCAACAAGGGUUUUUACAUCACCUCCCACAAUAGGGAACUAACUUGUAUACCUGCUCCUCACCUCAUCCAUCCUCCUCAACCCCAGAGACACCUGACCUCCUCUCCUCCAAUCAGAGUAGGAGUGUUUCUGGACUGGUCGGCCGGCACCCUGUCCUUCUAUGAGGUCCACUCUGACACAAUGACCCACCUGUACACAUUCCACACCACAUUCACUGAGCCCCUCUACCCAGGGUUUGGGGUUUGGGGGGAUGGUUGUUCAGUGGGCCUGUGUCAGGUAGGAACUCUAUGGUCUCCAUGGUAACAGUCACAGUGUUCUAACCAACCAGGUGACAUGAUGGGUGUUUUUAACAGUUUCUUGUAGAGUAUUUUUAACUUUUUUCAGUGAUUUUUGCCGGACUGUGUAAGCGGAGCGGCCAAGAAGAGCGAAUGUCUCUUACAGAGUGAGUGGGUGACUGACUACGCAUUGAUAAAUAAUGUAGUGGUUAGAGACGCGUACCGCCCCAUAGAUGACCGCCGUUCAGUCCUGGCCGAAAAAACUCAUCCGGCAUUAGGAUUUGUUCAGGAUACAUGCUUCAGUAGCUACGUUAUAGUAAGCCUAAAAUACAACUUUACGGUUAUAUUGGGAUGGACGAACUGAACCGACAAGGACCAUUUCGAUUUACAUAGCGUAGGUCUCAUAGCGUAGUGGUUGGCUAGCUGUCACUGUUUUCUAAGGAAACAAACAAACCAUGGAGUGAUUGGUGUUAUUGUUUUAAUUAUAGGUACAGCACUGUACAGCCAGACUAAUGCUUCGCUGGCUAUUAGCUUCAAGAGCUACAUUAUAGUCAGCUUAACAUUUUAAAAAUGAUGGUUAUAUUGUGAUGGACGAACUGCACUGGCAAUGAACGGAUUUACAUAGCGUACUUCACGUAGCGUAGUGGAACCAGCCAUGGAGUGAUUGGAGCCAUUGUUUUAAUUCUAGGUACUGUAUAGCUAUUAGCUAACCAUCUACAGUAAACAUGUUCUAAUUUGAAUGUAGAAUAGCGACCCUGUUAUUUGGUUUGGAUGUUAGCUAAUGUAGGGAAGUUGUUUCAAUGUCCGUGGAGUUUCGACUAAUUGGUUUAACAAUGCCGAAGUAUAAAGACAACACUGCACAACACCCGCUGUUUAUAGACACUGUGUGUAACAUAAACCGCGUAUUGAAUCCAGCCAGUGACAACAACAUUUAUUUCUUCUAAUCACAGGCGGGCAGAACUAGGUUUUCCUGGUUCCUUUUGUUGUUUUGAUUGAUCUAAUGUCAGGAUUGUAAUGUUUUUAUAUUUUCAUUUCUCUUUCUGAGUCACUGUCUCUUUUUAUGGAUGAACACAUUGUUUUUAUGGAUAAUAAAAUAAUUCUGAUGACUUUUUCUUUGAACAAUUUUAAAAUAUUUUUUGAGGGCAAGAUCCAGCUGAUAAACAAUAAUUAUAGUCUUUCACAGCCUUUUGUUGGAGCUUCGUAUUCACAAGCUCCAACCAACAAACAGCCGUCUCUCAAAUGCUUUUAGCAUGUAGGAGUGAUGUCACUAUCUUUAGUCUUGACAGAUUGAGGGUCAGGGACUGUAGCACACUAUUCCUAUAGCACACUAUUCCUGUAGCACACUAUUCCUGUAGCACACUAUUCCUAUAGCACACUAUUCCUAUAGCACACUAUUCCUGUAGCACACUAUUCCUGUAGCACACUAUUCCUAUUGCACAUUAUUCCUAUAGCACACCACUGCUUUAAGGGUCAGGAUGGGGGCACUACUUAGUGAAUAGUGUGCCAUUUGGGACUGAGUUUGGAUGAGAAGUAACAUCUAAUGUCUGCCUCAGUGUCACUAGUUUAUGUCAUGUCUUUCUAAUGACACCUGGCUGUUGUUUAACGCCAAACCCACACGCAAAAUAAAUAUAAUGGAAUAUAUUUUGACAAAAUGAAUGUGCGUGUAUUUUUACAAAAGGUAUCCGUGUGUAUGUAUUUAAAUGACGUCUAAAUAUGUAGUUAUAUGUACAACCCCGUUUCCAAAAAUGUUGGGACGCUGCGUAAAAUGCAAAUUAAA
This is a messenger RNA of Esox lucius (northern pike), 5406 nucleotides long. Its product is annotated as NACHT, LRR and PYD domains-containing protein 12-like. The record is from RefSeq and is a predicted model, not a curated record. The coding region runs from base 166 to 3657 and encodes 1163 amino acids. Gene Ontology annotation, molecular function: protein binding. The transcript is spliced from 11 exons. NCBI's taxonomy places the organism in Eukaryota, Metazoa, Chordata, Actinopteri, Esociformes, Esocidae. Gene Ontology annotation, biological process: regulation of apoptotic process; innate immune response; inflammatory response.